ACUGCAGCUCGACCUGCGUCUUCGUCCCGUCUUGUGCAUCGUGAAUCCGCCCUACGACGUCGCCGAAGGGCGCGUGCACAACGCGUGGGGAGACGCGACGUGUCGCUCGUCAGCGUAAGUGUCGUCGCGACGCGAAUGCAGAAUACGUACCGGUUGGCUCCCCGACGUGCCGUACGCGCUGAGGGGUUCGCGGGGGCGUGUUCUAUUGUUAGAGCAAGCCGCGCUCGUCGUACAGGGACCAAGGUUAGUGUAGUAAGUACGUACGUAGCGUACCGCCCGUUUGACGUACAUGUUGUGUUCAGGCGUGUCGAAUUGCGCGGCGUGGCCGUCAGUUGUCGCAGUGGUGGAGAUCGAGGGGCGGCACGGAGAUCAUAUGGUCACCGAGGGCGCGCUGAUGCCUUCGCCCGCGCUCCGAUUUCGGGCUACAUUCCCGCAUCGUUCUCUCGUCGCCUCCUCAUCCUUGCAUUCCUCUCCUUCAACCAUCGCUUGUACUCCGCGCCGGUUCGCUCACCGACCGUCCUCGGUUCGUCCCGGCUCCUGCGUACUCCUGGGGUGCGUCUGGAGAGCGCACGCAGGGUAGUGAUGGACGUGUGGGUGCGGUAUGGCGUGCGUUGCGGGGGGACGACGGACACCGGACGCGAGAGUUGGCCGUAUCCCGGCCCUGAGAUGGGCAUCCGCCGCGCGAAGAGCGUGCGAACCGGUGUCUGCACGGUGUUCUGUUACGUGCAAAGCGUCGUGCCGCGCCACGUCCGGUGCACAAAACCGUGUCGAACGGGCUGGUAGAUGAUGGUACGAGACUUGAGUACCGGUGUAGUACAGAACGGGGACGUUGUGUGACGUCGCCGAGGCGGGACAUGGCUGCCUUCAGGUGACUUGACUGGGUGGCACAGAACACCUCGCCGCGCCAUGUCCGGUGCGCGAAUUGGUCUCGAGCUGCCUGGUAUGGCUUUGCACAAGAGUUGGGUGCGCAGGCCGUGCAAAACGGCAGUGUGUCGCGACGUCGGCGAGGCGGGAUAUGGCUGGCUUCGGGCGACUUGGCUGGGCGGUACAGAAUGCCGCG
Rhodofomes roseus is the source of this 1060-nucleotide messenger RNA. RefSeq lists its product as uncharacterized. The transcript has 5 exons. Lineage: Eukaryota; Fungi; Basidiomycota; Agaricomycetes; Polyporales; Fomitopsidaceae. Bases 136 to 783 code for a protein of 215 amino acids. The record is from RefSeq and is a predicted model, not a curated record.